Molecule: messenger RNA, 2189 nt
Organism: Limulus polyphemus (Atlantic horseshoe crab)
Lineage: Eukaryota; Metazoa; Arthropoda; Merostomata; Xiphosura; Limulidae
Exons: 4
Coding region: 96-1706 (536 amino acids)
Biological process (GO): carbohydrate metabolic process
Cellular component (GO): extracellular region
Molecular function (GO): protein binding; hydrolase activity, acting on carbon-nitrogen (but not peptide) bonds; chitin binding
Source: RefSeq, a predicted model, not a curated record
CUGUCUGCGAAGAAGUAGGUGACUAUAUAAACUAACAGCUUGUAAACAAAUCGUCUUGCCAUUUUGAGCGGGUUGUGCGUGUAAAACUAGCAAGUAUGAAGUCUGGUAUCCUAGGGCUGUUUCUCUUGUCAUCUCUCUUAGCCAAUGUCUCAGCCGUGUCCAUCGUCAAACGACAAAUAGAGGGCGCUCCAUUACGAAUUAGCCAGAAUGACGCAGACUUGUGCAAAGAUCGACCUCCUGGCGAAUAUUUUCGUCUUUCUUCAGAGGAAGAUUGUCGCAACGUUGUCAGAUGUUCGACACAGGGUAUACUAAUGUUAACCUGUCCAUCUGGGCUUAUCUUUGACAUCGAGAGUCAGACGUGCAACUGGAGAGACGAGGUCAAUAACUGUGAUCAAACGGAAAAGAAGAAAUUAGCUACGCCCCUCUUUUCCACGAACGAACCAAUCUGUAGUAAUAAUAAACUGGCUUGCGGGAAUGGGGAUUGCAUUGAAAGAGAACUUUUCUGCAAUGGAAUCCCAGAUUGUUCCGAUGGAUCUGAUGAAAACGCUUGCAAUGAACAUGAUCCCAACAAAGCACCACUUUGUGAUCAGAGCCAAUGUAUACUUCCUGAUUGUUUCUGCUCUCCUGAUGGAACCCAGAUCCCAGGGAAACUGGAACCGAACAACAUUCCUCAGAUGGUAACCAUCACUUUUGACGAUGCUGUCAACAUCAACAACUUGGCUGUAUACCACGAUAUAUUCAGAGAAGGACGUAACAACCCAAAUGGGUGUUCCAUUAAAGCCACGUUCUUUGUUUCUCACAAGUAUACCAACUAUUCUGCUGUACAGGAGCUGCACAGGAAAGGUCACGAGAUAGCAGCUCAUUCCAUCACUCAUCGUAAUAAUGAAAAAUACUGGACCAACGCUGACGUCGACACUUGGGCAAAAGAAAUGGCCGGCUCUCGGCUGAUUAUCGAGCGUUUUGCGAAUAUCACCGACAACUCCGUAGUCGGUGUACGUUCUCCUUACCUCCGGGUGGGUGGCAACAGCCAAUUCAGCAUGAUGGAAGAACAAGCCUUCCUGUACGAUUCCUCCAUUACUGCUCCUCUGAGUAACCCUCCGCUGUGGCCUUAUACACUGUAUUUUAGUAUGCCUCACAAGUGUCAUGGUAACGGGCAGCACUGUCCUACGCGUUCUCAUGCUGUUUGGGAGAUGGUUAUGAACGAGUUGGACCGACGGGAUGACCCCGAUUUUGAUGAACAGCUAGCUGGUUGUGCCAUGGUUGACACUUGUAGCAACAUCAUCACACGUGACCAGUUCUACAACUUCUUGAACAACAACUUGAAACGUCACUACAACACCAACCGAGCCCCUCUGGGCCUUUAUUUCCAUGCAGGAUUCUUAAAGCUCAACUCCAAAUUCCUGGAGGCUCUAAUGACCUGGAUAGACGAGUCCUUGGAGAAGAAUGACAUCUACUUUGUGACCAUGACGCAGGUUCUCCAAUGGAUGCAAAACCCAACUGAGCUCAGCUCCGUCCGAGACUUCGCUUCUUGGAAGGAGAAAUGCGACAUUAAAGGCCAAGCUUACUGCAGUCUUUCUAACGCUUGUCCCCUAACCACCAGGGAGUUGCCCGGAGAAACCAACAGAUUACACACGUGCAUGGAAUGCCCCCACAAUUAUCCUUGGCUAGAAGACCCUACUGGCGAUUUUUUUGCUUUUAAAAAAUAAACGCGUAAAAUAAAAUAAAUUAAUAAUAAGAGCUGUACUGGUCAUUCCGAGAUCUUGCUUCGUUCUUUUUAUGUCAAAUACGCCUGUUAUGCAGGUUUUAAAUACUAUAAUUAUUCUUAUUUUGUCAACCCCCCUCUACUUUUUAUUUACGGACUCUGAUGGUAUUAAACCAGGAUAUUAUUACCUAUCUGACUGCCACAGGGAAAGGAAUAGCCUAGUUUUGAUAUGUAAAUAUGUAAGGUGGGGAACUUAAUAUUACUCCACGUGCCCCUAAGUGAUUUUGUAUAUAGACCCCAUAUUGCGUAUUUUCAGAAAUUUCAAAUAUUUAACCCUUCCACCCAGUUAACCCAGAACCUAUUCGCACAGUACUGACGUCAUCAGGCAAAGUCGGUUUUCAGUUGUUCAAGAAGAACUGUACAGCUGUCAUUGUACGAAUUUUGGGCAACUGUACGGCUGUGAUUCUAAUAAAAUGUUUACUGUGCA